GGGCAGCAGCUGCUGAGUUGCUCAGACAUGGCGGAGGGUACAGUGUAACUGAGGAUCAGCGGCGGAGUUAAGUGAGUUUUCCCAGCAGUUGAGUUGGCGAAAGGAGCCUGAAAUGGUCCGGAAGGAGAGGAAAAUGCGUUCAGUUGACGAGUACGUGAGGGGGAAGCAAAAAACGACCGGAACUGCUCCACGUUAGGAAGAUGGAAACAUGUAUCGCUGUUUAGUGCAGUCAACAGCCUUGGGCAACAAAUAUGGCUUCUUGUGCCUUUUUCAAUAUGCUAUAAAAAUCGAUUUCCCGUGCAACCUAAUGCCGUGGUGGUUCCGACGAACUUCUGCGAGCAGCGGUAAGUUCAGUUCGGUAAUCGUUCGGUACUUUUGAUCAGUGAGGAUCCCAACAUCCACUUGGCCGUCUGGGGUUAGCUGGGAAAGCUACGGAACUACGGCAGAUAGCAAUGGAGCCAAAGCACAAAGAGUUGCUAGACCAGUGCCACCAGAACUUACUGGAGUCCAUAACAGAUGCGGACCGAGUGAUCGAGCUGCUGAUAGUCUCGGGUACUUUGAGUCAACUGGACAGGUUCGAACUGGACCAGAACUGCUCGUCCAGCGCCGAGAAAGUCGAUCACCUUUUGAAGAUGCUGAUGAACAAGGAGAGCGACCAUUUCCUCGACCUGUGUGUGGCCCUGGAGAAGGCAUACCCUGACCUGUACAUUGCCCUGUUCAGCAACAACGGCGGUGGACCCGUGGACCACUCCACUGGUUCCACCUACAGCGUCCUGUCCACCAUGCCAUCAGACUCGGAAAGCAGCAGUUCUCUCAGUAGCGUUGGUUCCCCUGUAAACGGUGAAGCGUCCUCCCCUCCCCCAGCCGUUAACGACAACCGUCACGCCGGCGACAACCUGGACACCAUCCUCCUGCAGCUCCGCCAGGUGACCAGGGAGCGGGAUGAGCUUCGGAAGCGUCUGGCGUUGGCAUCGCCUGGGACCACCUUCGAUGACUGCAGGCCAAAUCCCAAAGCCAGCCAUGACUACGAGCGCCUGAAAAGCCAGUGCAUGAGGGCCAUGGGAGACCUACAGUCUCUUCAGAACCAGCAUACCAAAACACUGAAGAGGUGUGAGGAGGCCGUGAAGGAAGCCGACUUCUACCACAUGCUGCACAGCCGCGUCCUGGGCGACCAGGCUCAGCUGAAGGAGGAGAUGGAAACGGUCAGGAGAGAGAACGCCCAACUUGUCCGAGAACACAACCACCUGAAACAGAACUGCGAGGAGCUCAAACGACUUCACAGUCAAGACCAGAAGGAGUUGGCAGACCUUCGGCUGCAACAACAGCAGGUGAUGAGGGAGAAAGGCUCGUCGGAGGUGUUGAAUCAGUUGUACGACACUGCGAUGGACAAACUGGAAGGCAUGAAGAAGGACUAUGACGCCCUCAGCAAGCGCUACGGCGAGAAGGUGGCCAACCACAACACUGACCUGAGUCGUCUGGAGCAGGCGGAGGAGGAGAACCGCCGGCUGCAGAAGCAGAUAGAUGCUUUGCUAAAACAGCGAGACUCGGCCAUGCACUACCAGCAGCAGUUCUCCACGUCGAUGAGGAGGUUUGAUUCAGUGCAGCAGGAGCUGAACAAGUCAUCGGCUCAAAACAAGGAGCUGCAGAGGGAGAUGGAGCGACUGCAGUCGGAGGUGACGCGCUACAAAAACCUGCAGCUGAAGGCUUCCAAGGACUGCGAGAAGUACAAGGAGGAGAGAGAUUCCGUCUUCAAUGAGUACCGCCUCAUCAUGAGCGAGAGGGACCAGGUGAUCAAAGAGCUGGAUAAGCUGCAGACGGAAUUGGAGGCGGCUGAAGCACGACUGAAGAACACUUCUUCAGAGCGGGUAGUGGCUAGUGAGGAGUUGGAAGCACUCAGACAGGAGCUGAACUCGUCACUGGUGGACCGGGACAGGGCCAUCUGCGAGCGGAAUGAGCUGCUGGAGAAGUACUGUGACGAAGUGAAGGACAAAGCAGAAGCCCAGAAGGAACUGAGCCAGGCCUGCAAGGACAUCGAGAUGGUCCGGGAGGAGAGGGACGUGGCUCGCAAGGAGAGGACCGAGGCCAUCAUUCAAAGGGAUCAGCUGCUUCGAGAAUACUACCAGGCCAGACAAAAACAAGACUCCGCUACCCUGGACAUGGAACGAGCCAAUAAGGAGAUAGAGAUGCUGAGGAAGCAGUAUGAAGCCAUGUCCCAGGAACUGAAGGAGGCCACACAGGAAGCAGAGGUGGCCAAAUGUCGAAGGGACUGGGCCUUCCAAGAGAGGGACAAAAUAGUGGCAGAGAGGGAGAGCAUAAGAACUCUGUGUGAUAACUUGCGGCGAGAAAGGGACCGGGCCGUCAGCGACCUGGCCGACGCCUUGCGUAAUUUGGACGAUAUGAGGAAACAGAAGAACGAUGCGCUGCGAGAACUCAAAGAAUUAAAGGAAAAGAUGGAGAGCCAGCUGGAGAAGGAGGCCCGGUUCUGUCAGCUAAUGGCACACAGCUCUCACGACUCCGCCAUUGACACGGACUCCCUGGAAUGGGAGACGGAGGUGGUGGAGUUUGAGAAAGACAGGGAGGACAUGGACUUGAAGGCUCUUGGGUUUGACAUUGCCGAGGGCGUAAAUGAUCCCUAUCUACCUGGAGACUGUGGAAUAUUUGUUACAAGGGUGGAUAAAGGAAGUGUUGCUGAUGGAAGGCUAAGAGUGAACGAUUGGUUGCUGAAGAUUAAUGACAUCGACUUGACCAAUAAGGACAGAAAACAGGUGGUGAAGGCUGUGGUUAAUGGAGGCGGAUUGAUCAACAUGGUGGUACGAAGAAGGAAGUCUCUGGGAGGAAGGCUGGUCACCCCUGUUCACAUCAACCUAAUGGGACAUAAAGACAGUGGUAUUAGUUUGGAAAGUGGGGUGUUUGUCACUGCCAUCGCCCUGGGAAGUCCCGCAGCCAGAGAGGGCUCGCUCACUGUUGGAGACAGACUCAUUGCUAUUAAUGGAAUUGCUCUUGAUGACAAAUCUGUGACAGAGUGUGAGGCUCUGUUGCGGAGCUGCAGGGACUCGCUGAGCCUCUCCCUUAUGAAGUUUUUCCCUCACAGCACAUCAGGCCAGAACAUCUUCGAGAGCCUGCGUGAUUCAUCCGAGAAGUCCAACGGACGCAUUCUGUUAUCUGAGCUCCACUCCAGAAACAGCCGCAACCUGAAACACAACAGCUCGACGCAAACCGACAUCUUCUGCCCUGAUGGUGGAAGCGCCAGCUCUGGUAGUACCUCUGGGGAGAGGAGGAAGGUCAGAGGGGAGCCUGAUGAGAUUUAUGGCGAUGUGAGCAAACCGUUCUCCAGCGUUUCCCUCCACGCCACUAGUCUGCGACCUCUGGCCGACCUGGGAACCGGUCGCUACGGACCCAGCGCAUUUCAGGAGUGCUGUUCGUAUACGAAGGCGCCUUCCUCCUUGCCGUUUGAGCCCAUUUCCCACUCUGAAUGCAUUGGUAUGGAGACUGCCCUGGAGAAGAAGCACAGUGGCGGCACAUGGCCCAAGAUGAUGGUCGGAGGUAUGUCGGUUGUUCCAGACAACACUAGUCAGAUCUCAGCAGCCACCCAACUCUCCAUCUAUAAAUCACCCAAGCAGAGGAAGUCAAUCUUUGACCCAGACACUUUCAAGCGCCCCGAGACUCCCUCUUCCAAGCUGGAGUACUUGGCAGCCAAUCAGAUUGCAGCUGUAGCUUCACACUCCCCACAGUCUUCAAAGACAGAAUCUCUCUCAUCCUCUUCUACCCCUACUCCAACUCCUCCUACCCCUCCCACCCGCAGUGACUCUUUUAAAUUCAAACACAAACAUCAAAGCAGCUCCGCCUCAGACUGCACGAUCACCUCCGACGGCAAAGGGGAGGCUUCCACCUCCAUGGCAGCAGGAGAGAGCAGAGAAAGGAGUGAACGAGAAAGAGACAGAAAUGGCAACCACUACUUCCUGGAAGGAAAGGUCCUGACUUCAAGAAAGUCAUGCGAUGAGGACAUUGGGCGCACCAGAAUGGAGGAGCCAGAGGUAAAGAGGCCUCGUCCUAAAUCUGCCCCUGCACUUCGACGUCGGACCCCAAAGAUCACUCAUCCCCCCUUCCAGGGCUACUCCAACGAUGAACAUUCACCAGAGUCCAGGGACAUACUGCACUCCCCCGGCCCCUCAAAUCGCCACAGUGUCGGCUUGAUACCUGCAGUCUACAAUGGCUCCCUACCUCCUAAUUCAGCCCAUCGUGGACUGUCUCCUUGCCCUGCUGUGACGGCUGUGAUGAGGAAUCCUGUAUAUACUGUGCGCAGUCACCGCGUUCAUACUAGCAACUGUCCAUCUGUAGCAUCUCAGAUAUGUCACCAGCACACCCACACCAGCCCCCAACACCAGGGUCGCCUGAGCUUGGACCUGAGCCAGCAGAAGCACACCAGCGAUUACUCUGAAACGUCCUCAUCACGCAGCAGCAGAGCGUCACACGGUACAAACUCACUGCCCUCCAGCGCACGGCUCGGUUCUUCCAGUAACGUCCAGUACCGCACAGAGAGGAUCAAAAUCCCCUCAACUCCCCGUUACCCCCGCUCCAUGCUGGGCUCAGACAGAGGCUCUCUGUCACACUCCGAGUGCAGCAGUCCCAGCCUCAUCACCCCUCCGCAGUCGCCACUCAACCUGGAGACUUCCUCGUUUGCCAGCAGCCAAUCACAAGGCUCCAUUUCCACGUUACCGCGUAUCUCAGUCAGUCCUGUGCCAAUAGGGGAGCGCAGAAAAGACAGGCCGUACUUGGAGGAACCGCGCAACGUCAUCGUUCACAAAGGUGUCGAGCCUCUGGGGAUCUCUAUUGUGAGUGGGGAGAACGGAGGAAUCUUUGUUUCAAAAGUUACUGGAGGGAGCAUCGCCCACCAGGCAGGAUUGGAGUAUGGAGACCAAUUACUGGAGUUCAACGGUAUCAACUUGCGGAAUGCUACAGAGCAGCAAGCUCGUCUCAUCAUUGGACAGCAGUGUGACACCAUCACCAUCAUGGCCCAGUACAACCCACAUAUGUACCAGCUGGGCAACCACUCUCGCUCCAGUUCCCGUCUCGAGCCCUCAGUCAGCAAUCAGUCAACCCCACAGGGGAGCGGGACUGCAACUCCAGACAGUCACUCUGUUAUUGAUACGCUCAGCGAGCAGGACGAGGGCACACUCACUCCCUCCUCCAAGCAAACUACCCCUACUACCAGCCCCAACAGUUUUGUCAGAGUGCCACCUGAGGGCAACAAGAAGGUUGGUGAGCCCAGACUUGUGACAGUCCACCGGCCUGGGGUAGAGGUGGGCGUUACUCUCUGUGGGGGGAACCUGCGGGGCGUCUACAUAGAGAGUCUGGAUGAGGACAGUCCUGCAAGAGGUCCAGAUGGGCUUAUUCCUGGGGAUCUCAUCCUAGAGUAUAACUUGGUGAACAUGAAGAAUAAGACGGCUGAAGAAGUGUACGUUGAGAUGCUGAAACCUGCAGAGACAGUGACAUUAAAGGUGCAGCAUCGGCCUGAUGAUUUCAGCACGGUCAAAGACGCACCCGGAGAUGGCUUUUAUAUUCGAGCACUUUACGACAGGGUGGGGGAGGCUGAAGGAGACCUCAGUUUUAAGAAGGAUGACAUCCUUUAUGUGGAUGAGUCGUUACCAAAGGGCAGCUUUGGGACCUGGAUGGCCUGGCAGCUAGAUGAGAACGCACAGCAGAUCCAGAGAGGACAGAUCCCCAGCAAAUACAUGAUGGACCAAGAGUUUUAUCGCAGACACAGUGUGACAGAAAUGAAGGAAGAUUCCAGCAAGACUCUCUCUGCAGCCGCCCGCCGAUCGUUUUUCAGGAGGAAACAGAAACACAAGCGCAGCAGCUCCAAAGAUAGUAAAGAGAUGGUGGCUCUGGACACCAUCAGCACUGAUUCCAUCCCCUUCCUGGAUGACUGUGUGAGCCUGGCAUACCAGCGAGUCCAGAAGGUGGAGUGCACCUCUCCCCGACCGGUACUGGUACUCGGGCCUCUCAGUGACCCAGUCAAGGAAAUGCUGGUUAAAGAAUCUCCUGGGAAGUUUUGCAGAUGCCUGCUGGAGGUGAUGAAGGCCUCGCAGCAGGCUAUUGAACGUGGUGUCAAAGAUUGCCUCUUUAUUGAUUACAAGCGCAGGAGUGGACACUUUGAUGUCACCACCGUUGCUUCGAUAAAGGAAAUAACAGAUAAGGGCUGUCACUGUUUGCUUGACAUCGCCCCGCACGCCAUUGAGAGACUCCACAGUGUUCACAUCUAUCCUAUUGUGGUCUUCAUUCGUUACAAGAACGCCAAGCAGAUUAAGGAACAGAAGGAUCCAAUUUUUCUCCAGGAUAAAGUAUCUCAAAAACAUUCCAAGGAGCAAUUUGAAAGCGCGCAGAAGAUAGAACAAGAAUACAGCAAAUUUUUCACAGGUAUUGUCCAAGGCGGCAACCUCCCGUACAUUUGCACUCAGAUCACCACUAUAGUUGAUCAAGAACAAAGUAAAGUCCUGUGGACUCCACUUGGCUCCCCCUAGAGGAGCCUGGCCGUCACUAUAGUGAGCCGUGGCUCUGCUUUUCAUUCCCCAAACACUAAUUAACUCUUUCACACUUUACCAAUAGGUACACUACCAUGAGCUAGUUGUGUAAAUUAUUGAUAUAUAUAUUUUUUAUUUCGUCUUUGUUAUGUUUUAUAAUCAGUCUCCUUUAUUUCUGAUGUACUCUGAAGCAGGUUGGUAGCAUUGCAUAUUAACGUUAAGGUUUAAUCAGUCUUCCCUGAGGAUUCUGUCGGUGUGUUCGUUAUGCUGCAUUGUCUGUUUACAGUUCUGAGAUAAGUCUGAAUAUCGGUGUUCAAUAUUUGAUACAAGUGUCCCUUGACCAUAAACCUCAACACUAAUGAAGUUCUGCCGCUCCUGACAUUUGUGGUUUCCCUACAAAUAUGCACCCAUUUGAUGAUGACUGACAACUAAUUAUAAUUUAUUUUAAUUUUAUUUCUUUAUUGUGCACAUGGUGGAUUGAAAAGUGAGAACACAGCUUUACGAUUAAACCGCAAUGACGUUUUUCUGCAGAGGUGAAUUGUGGUUUGUAGCAGUGAUAUGAAAGUGGAAUACCAGCGUCAAGAUCAGUCAUGACAUUUCUUCAACAAUGCAAAUGAAUGCAUUUAAUCUUUAUAACAAAAUGUAGCAGUGGGUUUAAUGAAGCCGCCUGCCAACAAUCUCAUGUUUCGCUCUAUGCAUGGUCCCCAUAGCAGCCAGGUGUGUGGACAGAUAGUAGGCCUUUCAGAAGUGCCUUUACACUAGAAUAUUAAUCUGAAACCAACCGUGGGUCAUUUAACACUAAUUAAGACCUGUUUUAGAUUCCUUUCAAAAGUUCACCUUAACCUGUUGACAAAUGAUGAAGGGGCUGAUCUGAGACCAGCACAGUUUUAGCGAGUAACGAUGGUGAGAAUUUGAAGUUAGGCCGACACGGCGGCCAAAAGGUUAACUCCUCAGAAUGCACUCCAAGUUCAGACUAACCACUGUGUAACUCAUUCUGUUGCUUUAACACUUAUUUAACAAUAUAGAGUAUGCCACAUAUAUGUAGUAUGCAGCUAAAUCUGGGAAGAAAACGUAUAUAGCUAUAUAUUCCAUGUAUUGUCACUUGGUAAUACUCCUACAAGUGUUUGGCAGUCAUGUCAUGCCUCAACAGGUUAAGAGCAUGUAUUAUGUUUUUUGUUUUUUUUCCCUUGUGGUUGGUUGUCAGUCACUUCUCGCCACACCACACAAUUUAAAGACAUGCUACAAAGCUUAGUUUGCAGGGUAAUACCUUUAGGGAUUUUCCUCAAACCUCUUUAAAUGUUAGUGACUUUUAACUGUUGUUCUUUUUUUAUUAUUAUUCAGGAUGCAAAAAAUAAACCCCAAAUAAUGACCCUUAUUAAAGCUAUAUCCUAUAUCUUAUUGUGCCAAAAUCCACUGAAACACCUUUAUCCUCAUAUAAUAUCCUAUAUUUCCUUUUUGCACAUGUUUAUCUGUGAACCCUAAACAUGUUACUGUUCUUGUUUCCAGCAUACUACAGAUAGGUACUAUAAUUUCUACUGUAACUAAUUCAUGUUUUUAUGUUUCACAUCAGUUCCUUACAUUUCAUCGUUGGCCUUUGUUUUUAUUUCUUGAUUUAAAAAAAAAAAGAGGAUCACUUCUUAUUUGAGUUAUUAAAAAGGGAUUUGUCCUUGCACAUUUUUAAUGCAAAUUUGUCGUUGAGUGUGACUAUUGGGCUAAAGGAAAAAGAAGCAAAUUGUAAUGUUACUAUUUUUCUGAGUAGUUAGAGUAAACCAACUUUAGAGUGAGAUGCAACAUAAGAUGGCUGUCUGUUUAGAGAAAAAAAAGUGUUUAGAUGCCAGGUACUGAUUGAACUCUUUCAUUAAAAGAAUGUGAUUUGUAUGUUGAAGCAUUAACAUGAGAAUAAACUCAUUUUCUGUAUCACAUCA
This is a messenger RNA of Xiphophorus couchianus (Monterrey platyfish), 8446 nucleotides long. It is a transcript of the gene dlg5a, whose product is annotated as discs, large homolog 5a (Drosophila). Bases 453 to 6521 code for a protein of 2022 amino acids. Gene Ontology annotation, cellular component: plasma membrane. Gene Ontology annotation, biological process: negative regulation of hippo signaling; regulation of apoptotic process. Lineage: Eukaryota; Metazoa; Chordata; Actinopteri; Cyprinodontiformes; Poeciliidae. The record is from RefSeq and is a predicted model, not a curated record. Gene Ontology annotation, molecular function: protein binding. The transcript has 33 exons.